AUGGAAUCCAUCUUUCUCCUUGGUGAAGAUCAGCGCGCCGCCUUUCUCCGCCAUACAAUGCAGUCCUUUCCAUCUACUACUUACAUUUGCCUCUGGUCUUAUUCAUCCCUCCCUUCCAGUUGUUUGCUAUUUCUGGAUGGAUUUUAUGAUGAAGAGAAAAUUGGGAACCUUGCUGCUACAAGGCUUUUCAAUGCAUAUUGCGGAUCAAUUAAGUACGUCGAUAAUUUGCAAAGGUUGCCCGGAUUAGCUUCCAUGAACAACGUCCCGUACAUGGAGGUGGACGUUGAUUACCUUCUAACGACGAUGCUAAUUACAAGUGAAAACGCAGCGCAGAUGCAAUUCUACCAGGUGGCUGGGAUUAAGACCGUCGUGUUUAUGGGCUGCGCCGCCGGAGAGAUUGAGCUAGGCUUCUCAACUAAGCCUCCGGUAAAUCUGCAAUCAGAGAUUCAAAGCCGGUUUUAUCUUCAUUUCCUGGAACAAAUACCUUCUUCUUCUUCUUCAUCAUCAGUAGACAUUCCAUUUAUUAGCAGUACUCAUCACUCCUUAAUUCAAACAGAAGAGCAACAAGUGACUCCUCCUCCCUCCGCCUUUACAAGAUAUCAACCCGGCCUUAUAGUUGCUUCAACUCAUCGCAACUCCAACAGCCUAUUCACCAGAUCUCUUUCCUUCUUCACAAACUUAAAUACGAGGAACAGCCUUCAGAUGCACCAUGCAAUCACAGAAAGAAGGCGACGACAGAAGCUAAACCAUAGCUUCCAAAUUCUAAGAGAUUUAGUCCCUCAAGUUUCUAAGAAGGACAAUGCGUCACUUCUUAGCGAAACAACUGAGUAUUUAAGGUCGUUGAGAUCUCAAUUGGGAGAGCUCGAAGCCAGAAAUGAUUUAUUGGAAAUGCAACUCUCCACAGCUCCAAGGGAAGAAUUAGGGUCAAGUAGUCAAAGGGUGAGUGUGGAGAUCAAGAGGAUGGCUCCAUCAUCAACAUCACAACCGCGAUUCUUGGAUUUGAGAAUUAGUUUGAGAUCAAGGGAAUGCAGCUUGUCGGAUUUGGUUGCUAGGGUUUUGGGAUUAUUGAAACAGCAGGAAAGAAAUGUGAGCUUGUUAUCUCUACAAUCCAAUACCAGGUUUGUUGAAUCACUUCCAGUUCAUGGCCUAGUCCUUAGAUGCAAGGUUGAGGGCGAAGAAUUUGACGAGUCUGGUUUCCAAGAAGCAGUGAGAAGAGUUGUUGAUGACAUGUGA
This is a messenger RNA of Salvia splendens (bonfire salvia), 1233 nucleotides long. RefSeq names its product putative transcription factor bHLH041. The coding region runs from base 1 to 1233 and encodes 410 amino acids. The record is from RefSeq and is a predicted model, not a curated record. Lineage: Eukaryota; Viridiplantae; Streptophyta; Magnoliopsida; Lamiales; Lamiaceae. Gene Ontology annotation, molecular function: protein dimerization activity. The transcript is spliced from 8 exons.